AUUCAAACCAGUUACUUCGCUCUGCCUAUUUGUCACCUUGCUGCAUUGGUAUCUUUAAUAUUCCCCUCAGGCUUAAAAGCCUCUUGUCACAUCGAAAAUGUAUAGUGGGAAGGGGAAGUGACGUUUCCUAAAUUGUACAAUAGCAAGAAAUGGAAUCGCAGAAAGGGAAGAAGAGUGAGAAGCAGAAGGAGGAAAAGAACUCUGUUACUGUCCUUUGGUUCCUGGCAUUGCACAUCUUCAGGCACAUCUAUGCAUAACCAUGCACCACCAAGCGACAGGAGAAUCACUCUCUGCUGAGUGAGAUCUCAGCCCACUUCUGAUCUUUAAUAGAUUCCUGAGGAUGGGACUGAAGAAAUGGCCUAGGGUGACACCUAACGGCCAAAAGAAACCCUGUAUUACAACAACACAGAAUCCGUACAUUUUAUCCAUGAAUGACUGUGAAGAGCUGACAGCAAGCUCGGCUCCUCCUCCUCCUCCUUCUCCCGCUCCUCCUCUCUGUCCUCCUGCAUUCAUUUGAGAGCAAACUUGUGGAGCUGCUAAAUGUGUCACAAGGGCAAAAAGAACUCACCUGACGUUUCUUGGACCUUCCCAGCUGGAUAGGACUAGCUUCUAAUAUUUAUUUCUAGAGAAGGGGGAAAAGGAGAGAGAGAGAGAACUCUUUGGUUCAGGAGUUGCUAAAAGAAACAAAGCAAAAUGUGAGCUAAAGGAGGAACAAAUGAAGUAAUUUGGAAGGAGAGCAGGAUUUAUCCUGCAGGUGGAAAGGUACUCACAACUAUAUACAUCAACUGCAUCUACAGAUCCAGGUGAAGGAUCCAAAGCGAGAAGGAGUAAACGGGACUUUGAAAAAAAAAAUAGAGGCAAAGGGCCAAAUGGGUGUAAAGGGGCCUUCAGGAAAAGGAAAGAAGCACUGAAAGGCCUGGUCCCAAGAAAGGGGAGGCUCUAAAGGACACACUGCACUGCAGAGAAGGCGUCUCUCUCUUCUCAGUUCAGCCUUGCAAAAGAUUCUGGGUGGGAAGCAUCUACCAUGAAUUCUUCUUUGUAUUGUUCAAAUUGUUCCUUGGGCAACGCCACCUUGGAUUCACAAGCCAAUCAAACUUCAGUCAUAAAACGGAACGAGGACAUUGCCAAGGUAGAGGUGGCGGUGCUGUGCCUCAUCUUUUUCCUUGCCCUGACGGGAAACUUAUGUGUGCUGCUGGCGAUCUACACGACCCGCCACAAACAUUCCCGCAUGUACUUCUUCAUGAAGCACCUGAGCAUUGCUGACCUAGUUGUGGCCCUCUUCCAGGUGUUGCCUCAGCUCAUUUGGGACAUCACCUUCAGGUUCCACGGGCCAGAUUAUCUCUGCAGGUUGAUCAAAUACCUGCAAGUGGUGGGGAUGUUUGCUUCCACCUACAUGCUGUUGCUGAUGUCGCUGGAUCGGUGUUUGGCCAUCUGUCAACCCUUGAGGUCUUUACAUCGGAGGUCGGACCGGUUGUCUGUGCUCCUCACAUGGGUGGUGUGCCUCCUCUUCAGCAUCCCGCAGCUCCAGAUAUUUUCUAUGAAGAAUGUGUCCCACGGGGGGAUGGACUGCUGGGCAACAUUCAUCCAGCCUUGGGGUCCUAAAGCCUAUGUCACCUGGAUGACCUUGACUAUCUACAUCAUCCCAGUGAUUGUGCUCAGUGUCUGCUAUGGCUUGAUCAGCUUCAAAAUUUGGCAAAAUGUGAGGCUGAAAACCGUCCAUGAAACAAGUGUGAGUCUAACCUCUAGUAAUUCUCAUGGAGGCACACUCUCCAGGGUGAGCAGUAUCAAACUCAUUUCCAAAGCCAAGAUACGGACAGUCAAAAUGACCUUUAUUAUUGUCUUAGCCUUCAUCAUGUGCUGGACUCCGUAUUUUAUUGUGCAGAUGUGGCUUGCAUGGGAUGAAAAUGCUCCAAAAGAAGAUUGGACGUUCAUAAUCACCACGCUCCUAGCAAGUCUGAACAGCUGUUGUAACCCCUGGAUCUACAUGCUUUUCACAGGCCAUCUUUUCCACGACCUUUUGCACCGAUUCCUUUGUUGUUCUUCACGGUACUUAAAAGCUCGGCAAGGAUGUGACCUGAGCGUCAGCAAGAAAAGCAAUUCGUCCACUUUUGUCCUGAGUCUCAAAAGCUCCAGUCAAAGGAGUUUUACCCAGCCAUCCACAGGAUGAGCUAGAGAGCUCCAGCUUCUCUAUUAGACGAUACUAAAAUGUUUGGCUACAAAUGGCUUUGGUAUCUAUCUACUUAAAAAAAAUGGGGCAAAGUGAUAUGGGUGCAUGUAAGUCUGGGCAUAAAUAUACUGUAUGUGUAAAGAUGAGUAUAUAUAUAUGUGUAGGGUAUUUGUUUAUUGACAUGUAAGGUAAUAGCUGGCUAUAGUCUGAUUCAAAAUAAGUAAUUUGACCCUUCAAGAACUUGGAAGUGCUAUUCCUGUCUGGCCCAGGCAGACAAAUUUGUAAUAUUUGAAGAACGCUAUAUUUUCUACAUUUAAGCCAAAUAAUAGUUCUCAUGCAAAACAUACAAGGAUUGACCACAACGCCGAUGGGUUCCACAGAUUAAUGAAACCUACAAACUGAGCAACAGAUUACACUUACAAAUAACAGGAACAAAAAGAAAAUAUUGUCUCCUAUUGUAAAGGCAGUAAUCGUUGUUAGUCGCGAAGUCAUGUCUGACCCAUUGCAAUCCCAUGGACAACAUUCCUCCAGGCCUUCCUGUCCUCUACCAUCCCCUGGA
Messenger RNA from Thamnophis sirtalis, 2726 nucleotides. It is a transcript of the gene OXTR, whose product is annotated as oxytocin receptor. Gene Ontology annotation, molecular function: vasopressin receptor activity; peptide binding; oxytocin receptor activity. Gene Ontology annotation, cellular component: plasma membrane. Lineage: Eukaryota; Metazoa; Chordata; Lepidosauria; Squamata; Natricidae. Gene Ontology annotation, biological process: cellular response to hormone stimulus; positive regulation of vasoconstriction; regulation of systemic arterial blood pressure by vasopressin. The record is from RefSeq and is a predicted model, not a curated record.